Messenger RNA from Paramisgurnus dabryanus, 3053 nucleotides. RefSeq names its product minichromosome maintenance complex component 2 (gene mcm2). Gene Ontology annotation, biological process: DNA replication; mitotic DNA replication initiation; double-strand break repair via break-induced replication. The record is from RefSeq and is a predicted model, not a curated record. Gene Ontology annotation, molecular function: single-stranded DNA binding; ATP binding; single-stranded DNA helicase activity. Lineage: Eukaryota; Metazoa; Chordata; Actinopteri; Cypriniformes; Cobitidae. Gene Ontology annotation, cellular component: nucleus; MCM complex.
GUCGCGUUUCGCGCGAAAACUCAGUGCUCCCGGGAAAAACCAGUCGCGAGGCGAGCUCCUGUUCAACGCGGACGUAAAACAAUGGCUGAUUCAUCAGAGUCGUUUCACAUGGCCACCAGCCCCACUCGCACCUCCAGGCGGGGCGAUCUGACCUCGAGUCCCGGCAGAGACCUGCCACCGUUUGAGGAUGAGUCUGAGGGAAUUUUGGGAGAUACAAUUCCCGAUGAGGAGGAAGAUGGAGAUGGAGAGGAGCUGAUCGGAGAUGGGAUGGAGAGAGACUACCGUGUUAUCCCAGAGCUGGACCGUUAUGAAGAGGAAGGCCUGGAUUUUGAAGAAGAUCUCAGUGAGCUCUCUCCAGGGGCUCGGGCGGCGGCAGAAGAGGCCAUGAGACGACGAGACCGAGAUCAGGGCAUGGGUCGCAUCGGACGUGGUCUGCUUUAUGACAGUGAAGACGAAGAUGACGAGCGGCCCAGUAAGAGACUUCGCCGCCAAGCUGAGAGGGCGGCCGAAGGGAUCAUGGCGGAGGGUGAAGACGAAGAGAUGAUCGAAAGCAUAGAGAACCUGGAGGACAUGAAGGGUCACACGGUCAGAGAAUGGGUGUCUAUGGCCGCCCCACGACUGGAGAUCUAUCACCGCUUCAAGAACUUCCUGCGCACACACGUGGACGUGCACGGACACAAUGUCUUUAAGGAGCGCGUUAGUGACAUGUGCAAAGAAAAUAAGGAGAGCUUGUUGGUGAACUAUGAGGAGUUGGCAUCUAGAGAGCACGUCCUGGCUUAUUUCCUGCCAGAAGCACCUGCAGAAAUGCUGAAGAUAUUCGACGAGGCGGCGAAAGAAGUCGUGCUGGCUAUGUAUCCCAAAUACGACAGAAUCGUACACGAAAUCCACGUGCGGAUUGGAAACCUGCCGCUGGUGGAGGAACUUCGAUCGCUCAGGCAGCUUCACUUGAAUCAGUUGAUUCGCACCAGCGGUGUGGUGACCUGCUGUACUGGAGUUCUGCCACAGCUCGGUAUGGUGAAGUACAACUGUAACAAGUGUAGCUUCAUCUUGGGUCCGUUCUUCCAGUCCCAGAACCAGGAAGUGAAGCCGGGCUCCUGUCCUGAGUGUCAGUCUCUCGGUCCAUUUGAUAUCAACAUGGAACAGACUGUGUACCAGAACUAUCAGCGCAUCACGAUACAGGAGAGUCCUGGGAAAGUAGCAGCGGGACGUCUACCUCGAUCUAAAGAUGCCAUCUUGCUUGCAGAUUUAGUGGAUACAUGCAAACCUGGUGAUGAAAUUGAGCUUACCGGAAUCUACCACAACAAUUACGAUGGCUCUCUCAACAUGGCCAACGGCUUCCCCGUAUUCGCCACAGUGAUCAUGGCCAAUCACAUUGCACGUAAGGAUGAAGGCGUAGCCGUGGCGGAGCUCACCGAUGAAGAUAUCAAGGCCAUUGUAGCUUUAUCCAAAGAUGAGCGCAUUGGUGAAAGAAUUUUCGCCAGUAUUGGUCCGUCUAUCUACGGACACGAGGACAUUAAACGUGGUCUGGCGCUUGCUUUGUUCGGCGGCGAGCCCAAGAAUCCAGGUGGAAAGCACAAAGUGCGUGGAGACAUCAACGUGCUCCUGUGUGGAGAUCCCGGCACAGCAAAGUCUCAGUUCCUGAAGUACGUGGAGAAGGUGGCGAGCCGGGCGGUUUUCACCACGGGUCAGGGCGCCUCCGCCGUGGGUUUAACUGCUUAUGUCCAGCGUCACCCGGUGACCCGAGAGUGGACACUGGAGGCUGGAGCUCUGGUGCUUGCAGACAGAGGAGUGUGUCUCAUCGAUGAGUUUGAUAAGAUGAAUGACCAAGACAGGACCAGCAUCCAUGAAGCCAUGGAGCAGCAGAGCAUCUCCAUUUCUAAAGCCGGGAUAGUGACAUCACUUCAGGCUCGCUGCACUGUCAUCGCUGCUGCCAAUCCUAUUGGUGGGCGAUACGAUCCGUCACUCACAUUCUCUGAAAAUGUGGACCUGACGGAGCCCAUUGUUUCUCGAUUCGAUAUUUUAUGCAUUGUGAGAGACACGGUCGAUCCUGUGCAGGAUGAAAUGCUGGCACGCUUUGUGGUGGGCAGUCACAUAAAACAUCACCCAAGCAACAAAGAAGGGGGCGUGGCCGGUCUGGAGGAAGUGGUGCUUCCCAACACCACAGAUGUUCCGCCCAUCCCUCAGGAGCUGCUCAGGAAGUACAUCAUGUACUCCAAAGAACGUGUGAGACCGAAACUCAAUCAGAUGGACCAGGACAAGGUGGCCCGAAUUUACAGUGACCUUCGAAAAGAGUCCAUGGCUACAGGUAGUAUACCGAUUACCGUGCGACACAUCGAGUCCAUGAUCCGCAUGGCGGAGGCACACGCCCGCAUGCACCUGCGGGACUACGUGCUGGAGGAUGACGUCAAUAUGGCCAUUCGUGUGAUGCUGGAAAGCUUCAUCGACACGCAGAAGUUUAGCGUAAUGAGGAGUAUGAGAAAGACGUUUGCACGUUAUCUGGCAUUUAGGAGGGACAACAAUGAGCUGCUGCUGUUUAUUUUAAAACAGCUGGUUUCAGAGCAGGUCGCGUAUCAGCGCAAUCGUUACGGAGCCCAGCAGGACACCAUUGAGAUUCCAGAAAAGGAUCUGGUGGAUAAGGCCCGACAGAUUAACAUUCACAACCUGUCCGUGUUUUACGACAGCGACGUUUUCCGCUCAAACAAAUUCUCCCAUGAUGUCAAGAAAAAGCUCAUUGUUCAGCAGUUUUAGGCCAGUGCUUCUGAAAUUGUUCGCAAACCGAUGAAGUUGUCUAGAAUUUCCUAGACUUGUAUAUAUAAAACCAUGAUCUGGUUACUGGACCAACUUUAACAUUUGAAUUGUUUUGACCGCUCAUGAACUCAUUACCGUAGUAGUACGGUUGUAGUGGUCGGCUGUCCUAUGACAAGACAUAGUUCUUGAACCUGCUUUGGUGUCUGUUAUGCAGUAGUUUGCAUUAUUUAGAUGUUGUAAAAAAUUAAAUUUCUAUUUUGUAAUAUUUCUGUUCUGAAUAAUAAACUAAAGUUUUGUGAUGUAAA